AUGGGCGUGCAGGGCCUGCUCACCCAGGUCCGCUCCUGCGUCCAGCGCGUGAGCCUCUCCGACUUCAGCGAGCGCACGCUUGCCGUCGACGCGUCGGGGUGGCUACACCGCGGCGCGCUCGUCUGUGCGCACGAACUGCUGCUUGGCGAGCCUACCGACCAGUACCUUGCCUACCCGCUCCGAAUGAUCGACCUGUUCGAGCGGCACGGCGUCACGCCGCUCCUCGUCUUUGACGGCGCCUCGCUCCCGGCCAAGGCGGCCGUGCAUCGCGCUCGCUCUGGCGUGCGAGCCGCCGCGCGGGCGCGCGCGGCGGCCGCCGCCAUCGAGGCGGAUGCAGAGGCUGCGCGGCGCAAGACGGUAGUUGUGACCGCCGAGAUGGCGCGCACGCUCAUCGAGGUGCUGCGGGCCCGCGGCCACGCCUUCGUCGUCGCGCCGUACGAGGCGGACGCGCAGUGCGCGUUCCUUGUGCGCGAAGGCCACGCGCACGCGGCCGUGACAGACGACUCGGACCUGGUGGCGUACGGGUGCCCACGCGUGCUCUACAAGCUGCAGGCGAGGGCAGGGGCCUCACCCUCACCCUGCCCCCUACCCCUAAGCCCACGCGUGUGCUAG
Messenger RNA from Emiliania huxleyi CCMP1516, 612 nucleotides. RefSeq lists its product as hypothetical. The record is from RefSeq and is a predicted model, not a curated record. Gene Ontology annotation, molecular function: 5'-flap endonuclease activity; metal ion binding. Bases 1 to 612 code for a protein of 203 amino acids. The transcript is spliced from 2 exons. NCBI's taxonomy places the organism in Eukaryota, Haptophyta, Isochrysidales, Noelaerhabdaceae.